Molecule: messenger RNA, 2665 nt
Organism: Thermothelomyces thermophilus ATCC 42464
Lineage: Eukaryota; Fungi; Ascomycota; Sordariomycetes; Sordariales; Chaetomiaceae
Exons: 2
Coding region: 215-2458 (747 amino acids)
Biological process (GO): nuclear DNA replication; protein dephosphorylation
Molecular function (GO): protein tyrosine/serine/threonine phosphatase activity
Source: RefSeq, a predicted model, not a curated record
UUAAUCGAUUCCCACCUUUGUUCUCCGCACUCUUUUCUGGCCGUGUCCCUGCGUCGAUCUCUAUCCGAUCGCAUAAAACUUCAGAUCCCCCUCGACGUCCUGGCCCGGGUCGCCCGCGUCCUGUUCUCGCGUCGAUGCAUCCGUGAACCACCAGCAAGGACGACGAGGACGCCGACGACGACGACGACAACGACCACGACCGCAGAGCGGUAUCAUGGCGACAAUUGCCUUGUCCAGACCUGUUACUACCCAUCGGUCCACGUCCCUGUCUGCGACCAUUGCCCUCGACAGCCACCCUUCGCAAUGUCCGCCCCCCGUGCCCAACAAGCACAUUCCCGUGUGCCCCCCCGGCCCCAUCCCGCAGCAGGAGCCCACCACGCCGCCGCCAUCCCCGGGCUCCCAGGAGGAUCAGGUGAACCGGUCGCUGCUGUACCCCCCGGACAAGUACCCUCGCGUCGAGAUGGGCCGGCUUUCCAUCUACGAGCUUGAUACCGACGACGUCGCCGCCGCCCUCGACCACGUCGCCCGUCAACCGCUCCCGGACGCCUCCCAGGUCUUCCCUUGGCUUCACGGCCUCCACCCGUCCAACACGGUCCAGCAGACCUUCUUCAUGGCCCGGAAGCGCGCCCUGCGGAGGACGCCCCCCUGCCUGCGCGGCAUCACUGUCGUCAAGGCCAACGGGGAGCUCACCGUCUCGCGGCUAAAGGGCGCCAUCGCCCCGCACGAGUUCCUGCGCACCGGGGGCGCCUCGGCCGAGUUCCUCGACGUCGAUCCCACGGAGGGAUUCUCGGUCCGCAACUUCCACAUCCAGGCGGCCAAGGCGGCCAUGACCUCGGACAUCAUAGUCUACGGCGACGACGACGCCGCCGUGCGGAAGCUGGCCUGGGACGUCGCCGCCGCGCAGCAGCAGUGGCGCGAGAGGCACGAGGCCAUGCGGCACCCCUUGCCCCACUACAACACCUUCGUCUGCGUCAGCCCCUUUGACGAGUUCGAGGAGAAGCACCCCGAGAUCGUGUCGGUCAGCUCGGACGGGCUCCUCACCGGAAACGUGCUCGAUUUCUUCCACCAAGAGAGGCUCGACAUGUACGACAUGACGCAGGCGUCCGAGAUCUCGCCCAACGUCUGGCUGGGCCCGACCCCCGACUCGAGCUCGGAAGAUGAGCAGGCCUACGACAUCCUGAUCGACUGCAACGACCUCGGCCGGCUGAACCCGGCCGCCCUGCAGGCCAUCGCGGACGCACCCGACGACGAGACCAAGCAGUACCACCUCGACUUCCCCUCCUCCGGUAGCAUCAUCGCGCCGAGCUGGUCGAACGCAGAAGCAGACGGUAUCCUCGAAACCUGCAAGUGGCUCUAUCACCUCGCCCACGGCACGCGCCCUUCGCCUCCAGCCACCACCACCCCCUCCUCACCACAACCCCAAUCUGCCGCCGACGCCGACGGCGACAUCCCAAUGGUCUCGACCACCGCGGCCUCACCAUCGCCAUUAUCAUCAUCAUCACCCGCACCAGCACCACCACAACCCACGGCACGACCCCGCAGGAUCCUCUUACACUGCAACGACGGCUACACCGAGACCACGCUCCUCGCUGUCGCCUACCACAGCUUCGCCACUGGCCAGCCGGUACCCCUCGCCUGGCUGGACCUGCACGCCUCCAAACACCGGAACCUCUUUGCCUAUCCGUCAGACGUUAGCCUGCUCAGCGCCAUCGCCCCUCGUCUGCUGGCCGAGUCGCCCUCGUUCUCAGGAACAGCAGCAGCAGGAGAAGGUGGUCGGGGAGGAGGACGGGGACGAGGACGAGGAAGAAAAGGAGCAGGGACCACGCGGUCACAGGCCCCAUCCGCCGAGCAGCUUGCCGACAUUCUGCGCGAGCAGGAACCGCGCUGGUUUGCCGGCUUCGACGGCUCGUUCCCCAGCCGCGUGCUGCCGUACAUGUACCUAGGCAACCUGGGGCACGCCAACAACCCGGACCUGCUGCGGGCCCUGGGCAUCGGUCAAAUUUUGAGUGUCGGCGAGACGGCCAUGUGGCGGGACGGCGAGCUCGAGGCAUGGGGUGAAGACAACAUCUGUCUUGUCAAGGGCGUACAGGACAACGGGAUCGAUCCCCUGACUGACGAGUUUGCACGGUGUCUGGAGUUUGUCGACCGUGGCCGGCGCAACGGGACCGCGACCCUCGUGCACUGCCGCGUCGGCGUCUCGCGCAGCGCCACCAUUUGUAUUGCCGAGGUCAUGCGCAGCCUGGGCAUGUCGUUCCCCCGCGCCUACUGCUUCGUGCGCGCCCGCCGCCUCAACGUCAUCAUCCAGCCGCACCUGCGCUUCGCCUACGAGCUGCUCAAGUGGGAGGAGCAUCUCUUCUCGACCGGCCACGGUUCCGGCGGUUCCGGCCACAAGAGGGAGCUCGAGUGGGCCGAGAUUGCGCGCGAGGUGGCGCUCAUGAACAAGCCUUACGCUCGAUGAGUGCCCUACUUUUCUCUUUUUUCUACUCUCUUUCUUUUUUUGGAUUAUUUUCCCAUUUCAUUUUUUUAUAUAUUUUUUGGCGCUAUUUAGGACUAGAGUGAAGAGAGGGUUCGCUCUCCUGGCUGUCCUGGCGGGGAAGAAACGCGCAGUUCCAGCUCUCUCCUGGAGGGAGACGGGGCGGCUUCUUCUUCAAUCACCUCAGGCCUC